AAAAACACAUAAAAAUGCAGACAAAGUUUCUUUAAAAAUUAUUAUUCGUUAGAUAGCCCACGGAUACCAUCAUAAAUGCCAUGCAUAAGUUGUGACAGUGAUGUCAUGUCCUUCAAAAUCCGAAUCCAACGGUGGUUAAAACCCACGGGUCACCGCAGAAGCUAACCCCACACGAUGUUGACCCUUCCUUACAAAGACUUGGACAGGGAACGCAGCAGGAGGGAAAUCUAUUCCAUUUCUAUUUCAUAGUCUCCAUCUUCUCUUCUUCAAAGCAGUGCACAGCAUAACAGAAGAGUUGGAAGAUAAAGGAAGCAUCUUGGAGGAAGGAAGGAAGCCAACACUUGUGCAAUGAAUCACUAUGUUCCUCAUUGGAACUUGGAAGAUGAGACAACAUCUUUCGGAGGACUUCCAGCGACAAAUCAGAAAAAAACUAUCUGGCCGGACAAUGAGCUUGUAGAGCUCUUGUGGCAAGAUGGGCGUGUAAUCAUGCACAGUCAGACUCAUCGGAAAUCCCCUCCCACCGUCGGUGAAUUUAAACAAGCUCAGAAGGCUGAGCCAGCAUCAAAAUGCAGGGGGGCUCUCGGGAAUUCGAGCAAUUUGAGUCAAGAAGAUGAAACUGCCUCAUGGUUCCAACACUCUCUCGAUGAUUCGCUAGAAAAAGAGUUCUCAGAAUUCUUUUGCGAAACGCCAAAUGUAGAUGCCAUUGGUAGCAGCAAGAUGACUAAAGAUGUCACUGAAGAGGGAGAGAGAUCCACAAACUUUGGUGCGAAUGAGGAAACGAAUGUGUUUGCUGCUUCUGAUCCCAAGCAAUCCAGGAUUUGUUUCAAGGAAAACACAAUGCCACCUCCUAAAUCCCACAUUAUUGCUUCUACCCAGCAGGCUUCUUGUUUGGCAAAUAGCAAUCUCGUAAAUUUUUCACACUUCACAAGGCCACGGCCGGUGAUGGCUGAUGUGGGAUCAUUAAAUGGGCAGCUGGGGAAGGAAUCAGGGAAGAGAAUUCGGGCAGGGGCGGUAGAGUCCACCUCGACGAUGACCAUUGCAUCAAGUAUCUGUGAGAGCAACCAGAUUCAAGCUCAGGCUGAUCCAAGCCAUACUAUAAGCAGUGAUGCUGCAGGAGUUGUUGUAAGAGGUCUGAAGGAGGACGCCCAGAUGACAUCACUAUCUGAGAGAACACGAACGAACACGUAUGAAGCUACUGUGACUUCAUCAUCAGGUGGGUCUGGUUGUAGCUUUGGAAGAACAGGACAGCAGAGUGCCAUCAAUCAGAGCCACAAAAGAAAGGGAAGAGAUGCAGAGGAAUAUGAAAGCCAGAGCGAGGAGGCUGACUAUGAGUAUGUCGAGGCAAACAAGCUAGCGCAGCGGUCUGCAUUGCCACGAAGAAGCCGUUCUGCUGAAGUCCACAAUCUCUCCGAGAGGAGAAGAAGGGACAGAAUAAAUGAAAAGAUGAAGGCACUACAAGAGCUCAUACCUCAUUGCAACAAGCUACUUUAUUCUCGGAACAUCGGACAUCGUCAUGAUGUAAUCAAGUUUGUAAUAACAGACAAAGCAUCGAUGCUAGAUGAGGCAAUUGAGUACUUGAAGUCCCUUCAACUGCAAGUUCAGAUAAUGUGGAUGGGAAGUGGCAUGGCACCAAUGAUGUUUCCUGCUGUCCAACAAUGCAUGUCACGCAUCGGUAUGGGAGUGGGUCAUGCUUCUAUGCCCUCUAUGCAUGGUCCAGUCCAAUUGCCAAGAGUCCCAUUUCUCAAUCAGUCUAUAGCCUCGGCUUCGACGGCACACCAGACACCGCUCUGCCUAUCAACGGCCUUGAAUGCAUUGAACUUUCCAAAUCAGAUGCAGAAUAUCCAUCUUCCUGGUUCGUAUGCCCCAUACCUUGGCUUCCAUCACAUGCAAGCAUCCUCUCAGGAAAUGAAUUGUUGUACCUAUGGAUCUCACAUGGUGCAGCAGAAUCCGACAACAGCAGUGCCGAGCAGCAGCAUCUUUCCUACUGCUGGAGAAGUUCCCGCUGAGAAUAAUCAAAAUAACAAAUCUGCGGGAAAUCUGGUCAGAUUGUGAUGUGGAUUGCCACCUCGUUGUCUCCUUCCCAGCUAGUGGCCUGAUGGAUACCCUAAAUAUUACGAUGUAGAUGCCAUCAUUUACUAGUAAAUGUUGAGGGGUACUAAGAUCUGAUCAUGUCGUGUUGAGCACAAAACUUAAGCUAAUGAUAUUGUGAUUGUAUCUAUCUCAUGUGAUACUUGUCAAUUUUUUUGCUUCCAUACAAAGUUAUAGUCCA
Messenger RNA from Elaeis guineensis (African oil palm), 2269 nucleotides. Its product is annotated as transcription factor PIF4. NCBI's taxonomy places the organism in Eukaryota, Viridiplantae, Streptophyta, Magnoliopsida, Arecales, Arecaceae. Gene Ontology annotation, biological process: regulation of DNA-templated transcription. The record is from RefSeq and is a predicted model, not a curated record. Gene Ontology annotation, molecular function: DNA-binding transcription factor activity; protein dimerization activity.